Rhododendron vialii is the source of this 1249-nucleotide messenger RNA. RefSeq names its product origin of replication complex subunit 6. The record is from RefSeq and is a predicted model, not a curated record. Gene Ontology annotation, biological process: DNA replication; DNA replication initiation. NCBI's taxonomy places the organism in Eukaryota, Viridiplantae, Streptophyta, Magnoliopsida, Ericales, Ericaceae. Bases 169 to 912 code for a protein of 247 amino acids. The transcript is spliced from 10 exons. Gene Ontology annotation, cellular component: nuclear origin of replication recognition complex. Gene Ontology annotation, molecular function: DNA binding.
UGCCGCCAAAAAAUUUCCCGGCAAAUGAAAGCUGAAAUGGAAACCCAAACUCCAUUUCGUCUUCCCGCCAACACUUCCCGCAUUUUCUCAGGCCAUUAAAAUGCAAACCACCUCUCUCUCUCUCUCUCUCUCUCUCUCUCCACACGACAAUUCCGAGAUCCCCAAAACAUGGACGUCACAGACAUAGCCAAGAAGCUAGGCCUCUCGGAAUCGAAGCCCGUGAUCCGUAAGGCCGCCGAGCUCCGCCGCCUCUGCGACAUCCAAUUCGACUGUUCCGUCAUCGGAAUCGGAGAGAUUUGUAAGGCCGUUAUUUGCUUGGAAAUCGCUGCUACCAGGUUUGAUGUAAUGGUCGAUCGACAAAGCGCGAUAAAGUUAAGUGGGAUGUCUGAGAAGGCCUACAACAGGUCCUUCAAUGCAAUGCAGAAUGGCCUUGGUGUCAAGAACAAGCUUGAUAUCAGAGAACUAGCCAUUCGGUUCGGAUGUGUUCGACUCAUUCCUUUUGUCCAGAGAGGUUUAUCUCAGUACAAGGACCAGUUUCUUAAGUCAUUACCAGCUACCCGUCGGGCUAGUGCUGACUUCACUCGCCCUGUAUUUACUGCUGUGGCAUUUUACUUGUGUGCAAAGAAGCAUAAGCUCAAGGUUGAUAAGAUGAAGUUAAUUGAGCUAUGUGGUACAUCAGAAUGUGAAUUUUCAAGUGUGGCUACCUCCAUGAGGGACCUUUGCUAUGAUGUGUUUGGGAUAUCAAGGGAAAAGAAAGAUCCAAGGGAAGUGAAAGGCAACAGAGACUUGCUGGAUGCAUUACCGGAAAAAAGGAGAUUUGAGGAUGGUGGUUAUUUAUCAGAUGAUGCAAAAGAGCUUCCUGGAAAGAACAAAAAGAGGAAAAGGGCAAGCUCAAAAGAAUUGGAUAGAUGAGCUUUUGGCGUCUAACAAGCAACUGUAAAUAAUGACAGCUAGGAUCAUGGAUACACUGAACAUUUUCAGAGUUCAAGGAGAGCUUGCUGGGCUGAUUUCUUGUGUACGAGGUUGGUGGCCCGGAGAAUGGCAAGAUCUUUUUGUGUCGAUACUUUCUUUUGUAAUGAGGUCAUAAAUCAACUUCCUUUUUCGGUCUUUCGCUGUCAUGACUCAUUUACAUCUCUUCUAUUAUUAUCAGUAUUUUGUUAAAACAGUUCGUCGACAAUUACUUCAUGUUUUGAUUCCUGUGUUACUUUGUUGGUGUUUGGAAAUAUGAAGGUUUAUCAUUGAGUUCUAA